GUGCUCUUUCCCCGGAUUUAUUUUUCCUUUAAAAAAAAUAUCUCCACAUCAUCUUCCUCAAACCCAGGGCAGGGGGGCAACAUCAGACAAAAACCUCUGCAAUUAGGGUUUCGUAAAAUUUUUUUCCACAACUUUAAAUUUUAAAACAAAAAAAGAAUGGCCGCUUCUCUCUCGUUCAGGCCGAACAUGCUCCUCGUCCUAUCUCCUUUCGUUGACCGAACCGGAUCCCCCAAUCCUCUUUUAAAUCGAACUCAAUUUUCAGGUUUUUCAGCUCACAGACCAUUUCUUCGCGGCUCUUUACCUGUGGCCAAAUUCGGGUUCAAACCGGGACUCUUUCCUGAACCGGAUGCUUACGAGGGUGUUAUCAGGGAGCUGUUUACUAAAGCUGAAAGCGUUCUCUAUACGAUUGCUGACGCUGCCGUUUCGUCUUCCGACACUAUUACUACAACCACUUCUACCAAGCAAAAUGAUUGGCUUUCGGGUAUCACCAAUUCACUGGAAACUAUUUUGAAGGUUCUGAAAGAUGGGUUGUCGGCUUUGCAUGUGCCGUACGCUUACGGUUUUGCUAUUAUACUUCUGACUGUUCUUGUUAAGGCUGCUACGUUUCCUUUGACUAGGAAACAGGUAGAAUCUGCUAUGGCCAUGCGCUCUUUACAGCCUCAAAUAAAGGCUAUUCAGCAGCGGUAUGCUGGAGAUCAGGAGAGAAUUCAACUUGAAACUGCUCGAUUAUAUAAACUAGCUGGGAUAAACCCAUUAGCAGGAUGCCUGCCUACUCUUGCCACAAUUCCAGUGUGGAUUGGGCUUUAUAGAGCCCUGUCAAAUGUGGCAAAUGAGGGACUCCUCACAGAAGGCUUCUUUUGGAUACCCUCCCUGGCUGGUCCAACUACUAUUGCUGCUCGACAGAAUGGCAGUGGUAUCUCUUGGCUUUUCCCUUUUGUAGAUGGACACCCACCCCUUGGAUGGUCAGAUACGUUGGCAUAUCUUGUGUUGCCUGUUUUGCUGGUUCUCUCACAGUCCAUCUCUGUCCAAAUCAUGCAAUCAGCACAGAGCAAUGAUCCAAACAUGAAGAGCUCUCAAGCCCUGACAAAGUUCCUCCCUCUAAUGAUUGGUUAUUUUGCUCUUUCAGUUCCUUCAGGUCUAAGUCUAUAUUGGUUCACAAAUAACAUAUUAAGUUCGGCACAACAAGUAUGGCUUCAAAAGUUGGGGGGUGCAAAGAAUCCAGCGAAGCAACUUAAUAUUGAUAUCAUCAAGGAAGAGCAACUUCAGCUGCAGAAAUCUCUCUCUGAAUUGAAUGCCCCCAGAAAGGAGGCAAAACAAGAAGAAAAGUUGACACCAGAAGGGCUGCGCCCUGGUGAAAGAUUUAAACAGUUGAAGAAGCAAGAGGCGAGAAGAAAGCGGCAAAGAGAAGAAGAAAGGAGGAAAGCUCAAGAGGCAGCAGCUAAAGCUGAUCAAUUAACAAAUGAAGGACAUGAGAUAGAGGGUAGCACCACUGAAAGGGAAAAUGGUGCUGGAACUGGCUUAAGCAUUGAAAAGAAUGAAAAAUGUCAACCUGUUUCAGGCCAAGAUUCCUCCAAUGUAGGAAUUGUGAAUGGUGACCUCUCUAAUCAGGACUUGAAGGAAGAUCAAAAGAAUUCUUCCUCGUCAAGCACGAACAGUGAAUCUCUGGAACAUGUAAAGAAGGGAACUGUUGAAGUAUACACUAGUACAGCCACGACAGAUAACAAAUAUGCUGCACAAGACACAGAGGAAGCCAGGAGGGAGUGACAGGAAAAAGAGAAACAUGGUAAUGAUGAAGCCAGUACCGGAAUUCAACCAAGAGUGACAGGAGCAGUUGAUUUGCAUGCUGCGUUGGAUACAGGGGGCAGAAUGAUUCUCCUCCCUCCAUAGGAAGUCUGUGCAGCUCAUCAACCAUUAUUAAUAUGUUCAAAAUGGAGUGUCUUUGGGCUUUGAUGGAGCGUAUGUUGCCCUUUGGUGAUAUCUGGCUUAUACCUGGUGCACUUGCAGGAACAGCGAAACAAGCAAAAUACAGGACAAUAUAAGAUUUUGGAGGUUUCAGAUAUACCUGUUGUAAGAGCUCAAAUACAACUGAUUCAAUCAAUGAUUAUUCUGUACAAGUUUAAUAGUAAUAAAUAAAAAGUUCUGUUUAUGCUAUUUUUCUUGCACACUCA
This is a messenger RNA of Theobroma cacao (cacao), 2168 nucleotides long. RefSeq names its product OxaA/YidC-like membrane insertion protein (gene ALB4). The record is from RefSeq and is a predicted model, not a curated record. Gene Ontology annotation, molecular function: membrane insertase activity. Gene Ontology annotation, biological process: protein insertion into membrane; protein localization to chloroplast; thylakoid membrane organization. Lineage: Eukaryota; Viridiplantae; Streptophyta; Magnoliopsida; Malvales; Malvaceae. Gene Ontology annotation, cellular component: chloroplast thylakoid membrane.